AUGUCUCCAGCCGUCAAAGAAAAGACCCUCUCCAACCAUCACCGAUCCUUCAAAGGAUGCUGGACCUGUAAGAAAAGGAGAAUUCAAUGCGACGAAGUACACCCAACAUGCCGAAAGUGCCGUUCUCGAGGCAUCACUUGCGAGGGCUAUGAAAUUCGACUACGGUGGGGUGCUGGCAUUGCCUCCAGAGGCAAGUACUCUGGCGCUGAGAAGCCCGUGAAAGAAUCCAUACCACCACGAUCGAAGCGAAGAUGGGAUCUGCGAGGCCAAGGACAAGGCUCUCCUUUAGUAGUUCAUGAGAUGCAGCCUAUCAUAGCUUCCCAGCUUUCAUUGGCAGGUAUCCGACUAGGCUUCUUUCCUGUUCCAGGCUCACAUACAAAUCUAGAUCUAAAGCAGCCACAAUUGCGUUCCGAGCGGGUGACGGUCAAUAUAUUAAACUCACCAUGGGAACCGGGGAUUUCAACGCAGAACCCCACUCUUAACAAGCAUUUUGAGAUACCUGUAUCCCUCAAUGCCACGGCGGGAACGGGGUCGAAUGCACAUGUGGUUGAUCGUCAGGGCCUAGAUACACCGGGUCAGGGUGACUGGAAAUCGGGCGGACGAGGUAUAUUGGUCUGA
Messenger RNA from Penicillium bovifimosum, 618 nucleotides. RefSeq names its product Zn(II)2Cys6 transcription factor domain-containing protein. The coding region runs from base 1 to 618 and encodes 205 amino acids. Gene Ontology annotation, cellular component: nucleus. Gene Ontology annotation, molecular function: zinc ion binding; transcription cis-regulatory region binding; DNA-binding transcription factor activity, RNA polymerase II-specific. The record is from RefSeq and is a predicted model, not a curated record. NCBI's taxonomy places the organism in Eukaryota, Fungi, Ascomycota, Eurotiomycetes, Eurotiales, Aspergillaceae. The transcript is spliced from 2 exons. Gene Ontology annotation, biological process: positive regulation of transcription by RNA polymerase II.